This is a messenger RNA of Liolophura sinensis, 474 nucleotides long. RefSeq lists its product as uncharacterized. The record is from RefSeq and is a predicted model, not a curated record. Lineage: Eukaryota; Metazoa; Mollusca; Polyplacophora; Chitonida; Chitonidae. Gene Ontology annotation, molecular function: calcium ion binding. The transcript has a single exon. Bases 1 to 474 code for a protein of 157 amino acids.
AUGGAUGUUAACAAAGACGGGAUUCUAGAUAUUGAAGAGGUUAUGCAUUACCCUAAGAAACUCAUCAGCAACGGGAAGAAGGAACUAGGAGAAGAUCGGACAGUGGUCUAUAAUAAUGUUUGGGGCAGACUUUGUGACGUCAUCAACCUCACUGUGGAUGAUCAGUGGCUCACUGUACAUCAAGAGGUAAACAAGAAAACCUGGUUUGCGGAAACUGCAAUCCCGUCGGUUGCCAGGCUUUACUUCGAUAGCCUUGACAGCGAUCACGAUAGUACUAUCAGCUUAAAACAAUGGCGCGAGUACAAUAAAAACAGAGGGUUGGCGGACGAGAGCGUCAUCCAGUCCACAUUUCAUCGCUUGGACACGGACGGAGAUGGACGGAUCAGUCGAGAAGAGAUGAAACAUGCGAUUGUACAGUUCCAUUUCGGAGAAGAUCCUUCAGACGACUAUUCAUUCCUAUACGCUAUCCACUGA